GGGCGGUACAGGUCGUGCCUCCGUUGCCGCCGGUGCAGGCCGGAGCCCUGUCAGCAGGGAGCUACUCUUACCUAUGACACUCUCAGGUUCGAGUAUGAAGACUUCCCUGAGACCAAAGAACCCGUUUGGAUCCUUGGCCGGAAAUACAGUGUUUUUACAGAGAAAGAAGAAAUCCUGUUGGAUGUGACCUCUCGGCUUUGGUUCACCUACAGAAAGAACUUCCCUGCUAUCGGAGGAACCGGUCCCACGUCUGAUACUGGCUGGGGCUGUAUGUUGCGGUGUGGCCAGAUGAUCUUUGCUCAGGCCUUGGUCUGCAGGCACUUGGGCAGAGACUGGAGGUGGAUGAAAGGGAAGAGGCAGAUGGAUAAUUACUUCAAUGUUCUUAAUGCCUUCAUUGACAAAAAAGACAGCUACUACUCCAUUCACCAGAUAGCCCAGAUGGGAGUUGGAGAGGGAAAAUCCAUAGGUCAGUGGUAUGGACCAAACACAGUUGCACAAGUGCUCAAAAAACUUGCAACUUUUGAUACAUGGAGUUCACUGGCAGUCCAUAUAGCCAUGGACAACACAGUAGUGAUGGAAGAAAUCCGGCGGCUGUGCCAGUCCAACUUGGCGUGCGCUGGAGCUGCAGCGUGCCCGGCCGCGGAGCCAGACGUGCUCUAUAACGGGUACCCAGAGGACGCGGGGGUCAGAGACAGGUUCUCACUGUGGAAGCCAUUGGUGCUGCUGAUACCUCUCCGCCUCGGGCUCACAGAGAUCAACGAAGCCUAUAUUGAAACACUAAAGCACUGCUUCAUGAUGCCCCAGUCCCUGGGAGUGAUCGGAGGGAAACCAAACAGUGCUCACUACUUCAUUGGCUAUGUAGGUGAGGAGCUCAUUUACCUGGAUCCGCACACUACGCAGCCCGCAGUGGAGCCCAACGACAGCGGCUGUCUCCCUGACGAGAGCUUCCACUGCCAGCACCCUCCCUGCAGAAUGAGCAUUGCCGAGCUCGACCCCUCCAUCGCGGUGGGCUUUUUCUGCAACACAGAGGAGGACUUUAACGAUUGGUGCCAGCAAAUCAAAAAGCUGUCCCUGGUGAGAGGAGCGCUGCCAAUGUUCGAGCUGGUCGAACGCCAGCCCUCGCAUUUCUCCAACCCUGACAUCCUCAAUCUUACACCAGACUCCUCCGACGCUGACAGAUUGGAAAGGUUCUUUGACUCGGAAGAUGAAGACUUCGAAAUCCUAUCCCUUUGAAAACGAAUAAGAAACUGACUUUGC
Messenger RNA from Calidris pugnax (ruff), 1257 nucleotides. It is a transcript of the gene ATG4B, whose product is annotated as autophagy related 4B, cysteine peptidase. The annotation marks the transcript as partial. Gene Ontology annotation, molecular function: protein-phosphatidylethanolamide deconjugating activity. The record is from RefSeq and is a predicted model, not a curated record. The transcript is spliced from 13 exons. NCBI's taxonomy places the organism in Eukaryota, Metazoa, Chordata, Aves, Charadriiformes, Scolopacidae.